GAGAGCCUCGUUGUGUGUAUCAGGAGGGCGAUCGGUGUAUGUGUGUCAGGUUGGAUCAGUGUAUGUGUGUGUGUUUCAGGGAGUCAUUGAUUGUGUGUGUGUGUGUCGUGUGUGUGUGUGUGUGUGUCAGCGGGGGUCCGGUCUGUGUGUAUGUGUUUAUAUGUAGAAGCUAAGGGUGAGGCGUCUGCAUCCAGUCUCGUUUGUGUGUGUGUGUGUGUGUGUGUGUGUGUGUGUGUGUGUGUGUGUGUGUGUGUGUGUGUGUGUGGUGUGUGUCAUGUUGGAUACGUGCAUGUGUGAGUGUCAGCGUGCGGGCUGCUUGCUGUAAUCAGGCCAUGGACUGCAGCUUGUCCGCCACCUCGGGAGGAGGCACCGCGAGCCGGAAAGACGACGGCGCGUGAACCGACCGAGAGCAUAAAGAAGGCGCGUGGUCGGGGCUUGUUGCCGUUCGUUCCCACAGAGCCGCAGUCCACUCGGAGUCGCGUGUGAUUUGGAAUUGGUGUGCGUGUGCAGCGGUUUUCUACAGUCCGUGGUGUGAACCGGGUUCCGAACCACCAGGCCAGCUUCAGUCACCCAGCAGCCGGCUAACAACUCCUCCACUCGGCUCCCCUAGCAGACAUGUCCCCGUCCCUGGUGUGGCUCUCCUUGGCACUGCCGACGCUGCUGUGCCUCUUACACGGCGCUCCUGUACAGGGGGCGACUCCGGAGUGUGAGGCCAACCAGUUCCAGUGUGGGAACGGCCGCUGCAUCCCGUCGGUGUGGAAGUGUGACGGCGACCCAGACUGUACGGACGGCAGCGACGAGACCUCCUGUGAGAAGCUGACCUGUGCGGAUUCUGACUUUGUGUGCACUAAUGGCCAGUGUGUCCCCAAGCGCUGGCACUGUGACGGAGAGCCAGACUGUGAGGAUGGCUCUGACGAGAGCUCGGAGAUCUGCCACAUGCGGACGUGUCGUGUGAACGAGUUCAGCUGCGGGGCCAACCAGUGUAUUCCUGUCUUCUGGAAGUGCGACGGGGAGAGCGACUGUGAUAAAGGAGACGAUGAAGUCAACUGCAGCAACAUCACGUGCGCGCCCAACGAGUUCACGUGCGCGAGCGGCCGCUGCAUCUCCCGCAACUUUGUGUGCAACGGCGAGGACGAGUGCGGCGACGGCAGCGACGAGGUGGGCUGUGCUCCGUCCUCCUGCGGGCCCAGCGAGUUCCAGUGCGGCAACGCCUCCUGCAUCCCCGUCAGCUGGGUGUGUGACGAGGACGUCGACUGCCAGGACCAAUCGGACGAGUCCCACACCCGCUGCGGCCGGCACCCGACCCCCCCUGCCAGGUGCUCCUCCAGUGAGAUGCAGUGCGGCUCAGGGGAGUGCAUCCACAGGAAGUGGCGAUGCGACGGGGACAGCGACUGCAAGGACGGUAGCGACGAAAGCAACUGUCCUGUGCGUACCUGUGGGGCUGACCACUUCAAGUGUGACGAUGGCGGCUGUAUCCCUGGCAACCGCCAGUGUAAUGGUCUGCGAGAGUGCACUGACGGCUCAGACGAAAACAACUGCAAAAACGUGACCCAGUGCAGCGGGCCAGAGAAGUUCCGCUGUCGCAGUGGGGAGUGCAUCGAGAUGACCAAGGUGUGCAACAAGGCCCGGGACUGUCCCGACUGGAGCGACGAGCCCAUCAGCGAAUGCAGUGUGAACGAGUGUCUGCUGAACAACGGCGGCUGCUCCCACAUGUGUAAGGACAUGGUGAUCGGCUUCCAGUGCGACUGCACCCCCGGCCUGCAGCUCAUCGACCACAAGACCUGCGGAGACAUCAACGAGUGUGUGAACCCUGGCAUCUGCAGUCAGAUCUGCAUCAACCUGAAGGGAGGCUACAAGUGUGAGUGUCACAACGGCUACCAGAUGGACCCCACCACGGGGGUCUGCAAGGCUGUGGGCAAGGAGCCCUGCCUGAUGUUCACCAACCGCCGGGACAUCCGGCGGCUGGGCCUGGAGCGCCGGGAGUACACCCAGGUGGUGGAGCAGCAGAGGAACACGGUGGCACUGGACGCAGACUUCAACCAGCAGACCAUCUUCUGGGCGGACCUGGGCCAGAAGGCCAUCUACAGCACGGUUCUGGGCAAGAAGGCGGAGCAGGGUAUCCACACCAUGGUCAUCGACAACAUGCAGACGCCCGUGGGCAUCGCCGUUGACUGGAUCUACAAAAACAUCUACUGGUCCGACCUGGGCACCAAGACCAUCGCCGUGGCGACCUUCAACGGCACCAGGCAGAAGGUUCUGUUCAGCAGUGGUCUGAAGGAGCCCGCCUCCAUCGCUGUGGACCCGCUGUCUGGAUUCCUGUACUGGUCUGACUGGGGGGAACCAGCGAAGAUAGAGAAGUCGGGGAUGAAUGGAGCCGGCCGACGGACCCUGGUGGAGACGGACAUCCAGUGGCCGAACGGCAUCACCCUAGACCUGAUCAAGGGCCGGCUGUACUGGGUGGACUCCAAGCUGCACAUGCUGUGUAGCGUGGACCUGAACGGGGACAACCGGCGGAAGGUCCUGCAGUCCUCAGAGUUCCUGGCUCACCCCUUUGCCCUCACCGUGUUCGAGGACCGCGUGUUCUGGACGGACGGGGAGAACGAGGCCAUCUACGGAGCCAACAAGUUCACGGGCUCUGACGUGGUGACGCUGGCCAGCAACCUGUACGACCCCCAGGACAUCAUCGUCUACCACGAGCUCAUCCAGCUCUCCGGUCCCAACUGGUGUACAGAGAAGGGGGAGAAUGGGGGCUGUGCCUACCUGUGUCUCCCCGCCCCCCAGGUGAAUAAGCACUCCCCCAGGUACACCUGCGUGUGUCCCCAGGGCCAGGAGCUGGCGGAGGACGGACUGCGCUGCCGACCAGAGUCCGCCCCCGCCCCGGCCUCUGAGGAUGCUGGUAGAGGUGGGACCAGCCCCGCCCCAGAAGCCAACGUGAGCACAUCCAUCCACGAGGUUGAUUCUGCAAACAGAGCGUCAACUGCUGCAUGGGCCAUCCUACCUGUUUUGUUGUUGUCGAUGGCGGUUGCCGGAGCUUACCUGAUGUGGAGGAACUGGCAGCUGAAGAACCAGAAGAGCAUGAACUUUGACAACCCGGUGUACCUGAAGACCACCGAGGAGGACCUGAGCAUCGACAUCAGCCGACACGGAGCUAACGUAGGACACAAUGUAGGACACAACGUGGGACACACCUACCCAGCAAUAUCUAUAGUGAGCACAGAGGAUGACUUGUCCUGAUCGUUUCCAUGGCAACCACCAACACCCACCCCUACCCCGUCCAGCCCCAUCCCCUGUGCUCCGGGUGUUGCAUGGCGCCCCUGGCGUUUCCAUGCGGUCCGCGGCAACAGCAGCCAGACCUUAUCGCGGGACCGCAGGCCCUCUGAAGUGCAUUACGUCAUUGCUCCAGAUGGUCGCAGGAGGGGGUGGGGGGGUAUUUAUUAUGUGAAUAUUAUAAUGAAAUGGUGUCCAGUAUGUUUUCGCACAGUGUCGGGUUGGGGGUGGGGGGGGAAUCUUGCGCUAUUUGUGCCAGCGAUGACGGCCAAUGAGAGGGGAGCAGAAGAACAGUCUGGCCAAUGAGCUGUGAGCAGAACGGUGUGUGCUCACUUUGUCUAGUGGUCCAGCUGGUCUCCUAAACACCCUCCCUGACUAGGAUGGGCCACAUCUUCCUUCUGCUGUCGGGGGCUCGCUGCUGUUAAGGGUGUGGGUGCGGAGUCUGAAGGUAUAAACAGGAUAACCCCUGGAGAGGAGAGGGGAGGGCUGGUUGGGUGGCUUUAGUUAGUUCAGAUUUCUUUCCAACAUUAUUUGUGUCGGAUCACAUUCGGACCAAACAAGGUUGAAAACAAAUGAGGCGUCCUAAUUAAACGGCCUGGUCUGGUUGGAGCGAGAUGACCCAGACCCCCCUGAUCAGCCAGUCAACCCUCGCUCUGACAACCAAACCUGUAUUAAUAUUUAUGUUUGUUUGGACAAUGUCGUGCGAAGAUGUACAUUAAUUUAUUAUCCGGUUUUUGUUUUCAUUUUCUUAAUGAACCAUUACUUCCUGACAGACGUUAUCUUGUGGGACGAGGUGUUAGUUUUCUUUUCACUGUUAAUAAUUAUGUAUUAUCGAAAAUGUGCGAGUUGCCAUGGUUACAGCGUUUUGUACAUUCUAUACAUUUAAUCCCAUAAUCCUCUGACAUGACAGCCGAUCAGGACUCCCUUUCUCUCAAUGCACUUUGAUCAAAUGUUCCUUCUGUAAAUAAGAUUGUAUACAUUUGACUUGAGAUAAUUUUUUGCUAUGGUUGGGUACAUUACCAGGGUUAUAAGUAUUUAACAAACGAGAUAUUAAAAUGUCAAAGAAACUAGACCGAAUUUGUUAAAAGAUAUUUUGUAUGUUUGUGUGCUGUUGUACGUUUUUCUAGCCUUGUACAGUCUGGGGAAUUAAGAUUUAAACACACUGUAUCUGUCAACAAGCUGAUUUGAAAAUCAAAAUUCAAAAUAAAAGCUGAGCUACAGUUCAUCUGAAA
Molecule: messenger RNA, 4499 nt
Organism: Gadus chalcogrammus (walleye pollock)
Lineage: Eukaryota; Metazoa; Chordata; Actinopteri; Gadiformes; Gadidae
Product: very low-density lipoprotein receptor-like
Exons: 20
Coding region: 616-3234 (872 amino acids)
Molecular function (GO): protein binding; calcium ion binding
Source: RefSeq, a predicted model, not a curated record